Messenger RNA from Podarcis lilfordi (Lilford's wall lizard), 21276 nucleotides. Lineage: Eukaryota; Metazoa; Chordata; Lepidosauria; Squamata; Lacertidae. The record is from the annotation of a GenBank genome assembly.
AUGGGACAUGUAGUCUUGAGGGUUAAGGGGGCAGAUAGGAGAAUAAAGAAAGUGCCGCGAGGCGGAAGUGGACGCAACGUGGUCGCCUGGGCGAAGUGCAGCGCGCCGGAUCCUCGGGAGAAGAGCCUGGCUGACUCCUUUUUCCUUAAAGGCCUGCUUCAUCAGCCCAGCCCAGACCAGUUUCAGGUAGCGGGUUGUGGGGAAAGGGCGUGGGACGGGGAAGGAGGCUCGCUCCCCCGGCUGAAAUGGUGCUCAUGGUGCAGAAGUGACUUGUAAGAAGGCAGUUUCUAACAUUUCCUGCUCUCUACUUCAACUGGACGUCCCACCCUAAUGCAUUUGUGGCUGCAUGGGGAGGGUGUCUCCUUGCCUGUUCAUUGGCUUGUCCCCCUGGGGACAGGGGGAGAGGGCAUGCUUUGGGAAUGGGGAGAAACCAGGGGCUUAAUUUUCGGCGCAUGUUCUUAAAAAUGCAUUUAGAGCCCCGCUAGAUCAGACUUAGGGCUGUCUAGUCUAGCCACUUUGAGGCCCUGGGAAGCCUGCAGUUGCUUUGCAGCGGGAGGAAAAACGCAUGAAAACAAUUCCCUUGCCCGUGCAUUUUUGUUCUAGGCUGCUCAAGAUUAUAUAGCAGGCUGUAUUUAUAAAAUAAAAUAAGGGCAAAUGUUUGCUGUGGCAUUGCACAAAUUAAAAUGGUAGUCGAAAUGAUGCUCAUUCCCCAGCCUCUUUUGCCCUGAUUGGCAGUGGUUAACCAGAACGCUUCUAAUUAUCCACAUUGCUGCUGGUUUCCCUCGAUUUACUGCUCCUAAAGUAAUUCUGCACUGGAGUAAACAGUAUUAUACGCUGCUGAUGUAAGUGCAGCCGUGAUAAGGGAAAGAUGCUGACUCAGUAUUGGGCACUGCCUGUGAAAGUGAUGGGAUGACUCUGCAAAAAUGCAGGCAAAUGGGAGGGGAAAGCUUAAUGCAACAUUGUCCACUACUUGCUGGUACAAUGCCUUUGAUAUUGUUCAUUUCAUAGCAUUUUUACUCAUAUUUUUUUCAUAAAUUGCAGAAGUAAACGUGAUUAUAUAUGUGUUGGUGUACUAAAACAGGUGGAAAUCAGUUUCUGGUGGGAUGUUGCUGUUCUGAUAGGAAUCUUGAGGUCUUAGAUAUAUGUUGAAUGUUCAUAAGUGUACCAACCAAGCACGUACAUAGAUCAGCACAGGAAGACCUACCUGAAACCAUUUUGAUUCCCAAACUGAGCAAAUGUUUUCUCUGCAAGGUCAAAGGAAAGUGGAAAAGCCUCCCCAUUGUCCUUUCCUUGACAAAUCCUGUCUUAAGGGCACAUUUAAGAUACGAAUAGAGUGUUAGCCUGUGACCUUGCCCUGGAAUAAAGUAUUUAUCAUUACAAAAGACUGGCCAGGCUCCCCAGGCAAUCCAAUCAAGUAAGCAGGGUAUCCAAUCAAGUAACCUGCCAAACAGGAGAUAAACAACAAUAGGAGAAAAACAACAUUCAAAUUCUGUGUUAGACCGCCUUUUCUGUUGAGGUAUGUAUGAUGUAUGGGGGUUGGCCUUGAACUGCAGGACAGGGAAUUUAAAAUGUCUAUAUAAGGCCUUGGCGCCAUUGUUCUGGGUUUCUCCUCUUUUCCUGUGUGUGAGGGGAGCACCCUGUUGCAACAGACCAAUAAAGAUCAGGCUUACUAGCUGCUUUGCUUCUCAAUAUUCUCUGGUUGGCCUCUGUUAUUUUCUCCUACCAAUAGGGAACCUACGUAAGGACUUGGAUACCCCAUUAGGGAAAAGGGCAGAUUUUGUUUACAACACUGUUAAUCAUAGUUCUGCAACCAUCUUUUUUUUCUCUCUUUUUUUUAUGUUUUCUUUGUAAUGAAUCUUUUGAAGAGCUGCAGGUCUUGGUCAGCUCUGAAGCGCUACAUAUAUCCAUUAUGCUAUUAACCCCACAACUUUAAAGGUAAAGGGACCCCUGACCAUUAGGUCCAGUCGCGGAUGACUCUGGGAUUGCGGCGCUCAUCUCGCUUUACUGGCCGAGGGAGCUUCUGGGUCAUGUGGCCAGCAUGACUCAGCUGCUUCUGGCGAACCAGAGCAGUGCACGGAAAUGCCGUUUUCUUCCCGUCAUAGCAGUACCUAUUUAUCUACUUGCACUUUGGUGUGCUUUCGAACUGCUAGGUGGGCAGGAGCAGGGACCAAGCAACGGGAGCUACAACUUAGGCACAUGUAAUUUGUGCACAUUCAGCUUUAUGCAAGUGGCCAAAAAACAAAAACAAAAAAACUUGAAAGGUAGGCCUCCAGGAAAAAUAACUUUGUCACUUCCACUUGCCCUUGAACCCGAAGGGCAUUGACUGUACGUGAUUUUGGCUUUAGGCAUUAUUCCCACAUGAUUUGCAGGCUUACUGUAUUCCAAUGCUAGGUUGUAAUGGUGGAAUUGCAUCUUUAGUUGCUUCCGUUUUGCUACCACAGGAAUGUCAAAUGCAAAAGAGAAGAAAAGAGCCAAGAAGAUGAAAAACCAGCCUACCAAUGUGACCUUUGCCUUUGAUGGUGGGCCAAGCCACAGUGAAAUACACUUUCAAAAUGGUGGUGAUGGAGCCUCUGAAUUCAAGAAACAAGGUAGCUGUUGUGGCUUAGUACAAGUCUAUGGAAUCUAUGGUUCUCCAGAUGUUGUUGAACUUCCAGCUCCCAUCUGCCUCAGCCAGUAUGGCCAAUGGGCAAAGAGGAUGGGAAUUAAUUCAAUCCCAAAACGUCUGGAGGUUCCCCAUCCCCAUUUUACUGGUACAGACAUCUGAUUUGGUACGAAUUAUCCAUGAAACUUUGACUCUAAAAAAAAUACAGUGGUACCUCGCAAGACGAAUGCCUCGCAAGACAAAAAACUCGCUAGACGAAAGGGUUUUUUGUUUUUUGAGCUGCUUCGCAAGACGAUUUUCCCUAUGGGCUUGCUUCGCAAGACGGAAACGUCUUGCAAGUUUGUUUCCUUUUUCUUAACACCGUUAAUACAGUUGCGACUUGACUUCGAGGAGCAACUCAUAGAACGUGGUGUGGUAGCCUUUUUUGAGGUUUUUAAAGACUUUGGUGAUUUUUGAAGCUUUUCCAAAACUUUCCCGACACCGUGCUUUGCAAGACGAAAAAAAUCGCAAGACGACAAAACUCGCAGAACGAAUUAAUUUCGUCUUGCGAGGCACCACUGUAAAGGUAAUCUGGAGAUAAGAAUGAAAUCUUAGAGAAGGGGUCUUUUAAAAACAAGGCUAAAUUUGACACAGCCCUUGUCCUGGUCCAAAGGAGGGCUAUGUGUGGUCAUAUAAGUUUGAAAAAGGGAGGAAGGGAGAUUUGUCUGGAGAAAUUUGUGGUGGGAAGGGGACUGGCUGAUUGGUUGAGAAAUAGCUCCCUUGUGUGCUGCUUUUGGGCUAGUUGGUCCACUUGUCAAACAUAAGGAGGCAGAACUGAUUGGUCCCCAAGUUUGUAUGUGUGUAGUAGCUUAGGUGGCCAGCAGAUACCUCCAGUUGGAAAAGAAGAGGUUGUGUUUCAUUCCUUGCUUGAAAAGCGGCAUUGUUGGAGUGUCCAACAGUGAUCGAGGAAUAAAAGACAGAAUCCCAAACUGCAGUCCACAGACCACCAAUGGUCUGCAGCAUGCCUAUAGAAAUGUAAUUAAAAAUCUUACAGGAUUGUGUAUUACAGUUACUACAAAAAAACCCUGUGAGUGGAAUACAUGCACCACCCUGAAGCUUCAAUAAGCUUCAGCUGAUGUAUUUCAUUGUCACUUGGUGUGGUGUUUAGGUGUUUAUGUAGAGGCUGCAGCUUAACUCCAGAACUGCUCACUGCUGUAAAAUGUUAACUAUCUCUAAGUGUAGUUUCAUCUAAAUUUCUUUACAAUAUGUUCACGUGGUUCAGUGUAAAAAUUCUUGUUUAAAAUGCUGUUUAGAUAAAGGAAGGAUUUAACUUUUAUACAGAUCAAAUUAAGUGAUAGGAGAGUUGUUGCCAAAUUCUAGAAUCAAUUUUCUUUCAGGGCUAUCGCUAUAGGCUGUAGUAUGCUCUUAGUUUGUGACUUCAGUCAAUUUACACGGUAAUUCUUCUUUGACUUGCCAACAGAUCUGCGUUCUGAAACCUCACAACAGGACUUUUCGCAACAAAAAGUUUCCUGUGAAAUGCCCAAAUAUGUCACAGGUAAGCAUACAUGAACAAUGAAUAUCACCCAACAUGUCUGUGUUAAGAUGUCAAACAAACCUAUUUCUUAGUACAAUAAGAACAAGCCAAGAGAGUCAGAGACUCAUCUGCACAGCCAAGGAGGAGGAGUUCAGAGAUUUUCAUUUAUAAUUACAGUGGUGCCUCGCAAGACGAAAAUAAUCCGUUCCGCGAGUCUCUUUGUCUAGCGGUUUUUUCGUCUUGCGAAGCAACCCUAUUAGCGGAUUAGCGGUUUAGCAGUUUAGCGGCUAUUAAAGGCUUAGCAGCUUAGAAAAAGGGGGGGGGAGCGAAAGAAAUCGCAAGACGUUUCGUCUUGCGAAGCAAGCCCAUAGGGAAAUUCGUCUUGCGAAGCGCAUCGAAAAACGGAAAACCCUUUCGUCUAGCGGGUUUUUCGUCUUGCGAGGCAUUCGUCUUGCGGGGCACCACUGUACAAUUAACCCCAGACUUUUAAUAAUCACAGUUCUUCUUCCAGUAAUGUUUCAGCAUUCUCCAUGUUGAACCUUAAGUUACACACCCAUAGGUUUAAGAGAUUUAAUAAAAUUUAUGAACCUCAUUGCUGCCAAGUGGGAAACUGCCCUCAUUUAGUUCUUUCAGGUGCUAAACAAAUUCUCUUUUUAUUUCAGUGUCUCCUUUUGUUCAGGCUCGUGCUGCAGAAAUAAAAGCUAUGCUGAAAGCUGUUACCCAGAAGUCUUCCAACACCUUAGUGUUUCAGUCUCUACCGAGACACAUGAGGAGGCGAGCUAUGAGCCACAAUAUCAAACGCCUGCCCAGGCGACUUCGUGAGCUUGCCAGAAUAGAGGUGUGUCUUUAGCUUGUUUUCCCAGUUAGCUUGCUGGUGCUUCCGUGUAAUAGUUCAUCCUUGUGCAUAACCUUUCUUUUUGUGGGGGGUAGGGUGGGGGAAUGUAAUUGCUGUUGCACGUAGGAUGGUGUUAAUUCAGCAACGCAUGGCAGGCCUCUGUGGGACUUCCCCCACGCCAGACGGUUUCUCCAUAUUCUUUGGCAGGAGGGCUUGGAGGGUAGUGAUAGGUCACUGUGCUGUCUCCAAUAUAUAUUUUUUUUCAAAAAAAAAUUAUUGAUUUUCCACAUUUAUUACAAAAAUAACAUAAUAAAACACACAACAAGGAAAAACACAUCACACUACAAUAAACUAAACACAAAAAAUUGUUUCUUCAAAUACCUAAUUCUCAUUACAUUGAUAACUGACUUCCUCAAAUCCCCUCUAACUGAAUUUCAUUAUGUCGCCUAUAUAACAGUUCUCCAAAUUCAUUUUUCUAAUAAUAUUGAAUCCUUUCAUUUACUAACCUCUUCUCCUUUAUUAGUAUUUUAAUCCUUAAUAUUUACUCUAACAUAUUCUUAUUCUACCCCUAAGCCUAUUUAUUAUUUCCGAGAAUUUUCUAUUUAUCUUGUGGUGUCUCCAAUAUAAACCCCACGAGUCCCUGUGCCCUCCACCCUAGAUAAUAAUAAUAAUUUAAUUAUCUGACUGGGUUGCCCAGUCACUCUGGGCAGCUCCCAACAAAAUAGUAAAAACACAAUAAAACAUAUAUAUAUAAAAAAAACUUCCCUGUACAGCGCUGCCUUCAGAUGUCUUCUAAAAGUCAUAUGGGUGAAUUGAAUUGAAUUGGGUUGCCUUCCCUUUGGGAAACAGAUUCAAGGGGAGAAAAACAUUGUUCCCUUGUUCUACCUAUGCAGACAGAGAAAUUUGAACAUCAGAAGAAGGAACUGCCCAAGAGCAAGUGCCGUAAGGCCAGGCGGCGCCAUACGAACUUGGUGGUGGAGUUCAACCGCAGGCAAAAGAAGAACGUGUGGCUGGAAACGCACAUCUGGCAUGCAAAGCGGUUUCACAUGGUGAAGAAGUGGGGGUACUGCCUAGGAGACAGGCCCACAACCAAGAGCUAUAGGGCCUGCUACCGGGCCAUGACUAGCCACUGCCUCCUUCAGGUACUGUGGCUUUUUAUGCCUUCAUACUUGGCAGGAGAAACACUUCAGCUUUUUAAAAAACCAGAGCAUGUCCUCUUGGGAAAGUCAAUCCCAUAGACUGUCUUUCUCCUUCCUGUUCUAAAGCACCUGUUGAGUGGAGAAAGAAAAUGAAGUUUUCUUAUCAGUAUCUAGCUGUUUCUGUGUACCACCCUGUCCUCGUGUCUUCAGUAUACUGGCUGUUGAGUCCUUGUUAACAUAUUAUAAUUUGCAUAUCUAGAGAUAGCUUUUGGUCUUCAUGCACCUCGUAAGAUAGUUGGAGAAUGUUGCUUAUCAACACAUGAGAUAGAUUUUGAGUAGUGCUUCUAUCCACAUUGUCUAAAUGCUUGCCACGCUUCUGCAAACUCAGUCUCCUGAUAAUGUGAAUUAGUCUAGAAGAAUGGCUCAGGUUUUUAUAAACAAAAUCCAUCGUUUUCUUCUGACCUCUCAAGCAUGCCAAGUUUCUCUUUCCCAGCUUAAAAUUCAAUAGUUUUUCUUUUACAUCAGGAUUUAUCUUAUUAUUGUUGCUUGGAGUUGACUGGAAAAGAGGAAGAGCUGCUUACAGCACUUGCUCGAAUGUGUAGCAUAGAUGCAGGUAAUAUUUCCUUAUUUUAAAAUGCAUACAUUGUGAAUGCUAACUGUUGGGUUGGGCAUGGGCGCCUGCUGUCUAGGACUGGUUGUACUAAGUGUGCUCAUUUAGUAUUUUUGCAAAAUACAACCGCAUAUUAUGCAAGGGGAAAGAGCAUAAUGAAGGGCUAGGUGUAUAUUUAAUAGUUCUUUGCACUCCAUUAUUUGUUCCUACUCCUCCCACCUAAUUUGCUGAUGCCAAGAAAGUCAAUUACCGUAUUUUUCGCUCUAUAAGGCGCACCAGACCAUAAGACACACCUAGUUUUUGGAGGAGGAAAACAAGAAAAAAAAUAUUCUGAAUCUCAGAAGCCAGAACAGCAAGAGGGAUCGCUGCGCAGUGAAAACAGCAAUCCCUCUUGCUGUUCUGGCUUCUGGGAUAGCUGCGCAGCCUGCUUUCACUCCAUAAGACGCACACACAUUUCCCCUUACUUUUUAGGAGGGAAAAAGUGAGUCUUAUAGAGCAAAAAAUACGGUAUCUAUUUUGCUGUUGAAUAUAGUUUAGGUCCACUAUGGCAUAGAUGCCUGUGAUUAGUGUAGCACAUUAUAAGUUUGUAAAAUAAAUCAUACUGUGACUUUUGCAGCAGCGGUCACUUGUGAUGGCCAUGUUGUGUUUAGAGCAGCCUUCCAGAUAAGUCUUCCAAAGCUGUUCUCCCAUACUGAAGUAAUCCUCCAAACCAUGGCUCCCAUACAUGUUUGGAGGAAUGGUUCAAACCAUAGUUUGCUGGUUUGUGUGUUGCAGUAAACUCUGCUUAGAACAAAAGGCAAAAUAAGGAAUUAAAUGAAGAAGGGGGUGAAGUAUAAGCAAGCACAUGUAUACAUGGCUUGUUCAAGAUGCUCCAAACUGUUGUUUGGACUGUUGUCCCAGUGUAACCAUAGCCUGUUAAUCAUUUUAUGUUGCGUUGGUCUGUGAGGGGGAAACAAAACAAGUCUAUAGUUGAUCAGCUAGAAGAAAUUCUUCUCAUAGCUAAUCAGGACUAGUCAUAAAGUUUGUUUAGAAAAAACCCUAAGCUGUCACUUCCUUUCCAUUCCCAAUACAACUUCAGCAGGAUAAAAUGAUCUUAAGAAGUUUCAUUGUGGACCUGGUGUGUUGUGUGACCAGCUCUGAAUUCUUUAAAGCAAGAACUACUGUAGGAACUAUUCUCCCCCACCAUCCCCAUGUUCCAUCUCUUAACUCUGCCAGUUUAGACUUUGGAAUGCUACUUCUAUUAUUUUUUUUUAAAAAAAGAAUAAUACUUUAUUUAGAAUUCAAUAAUAACAAAGGAAAAAACCGCAGUAGUUGCUACAUCCAUUCAUUACAGUUGACCAAUUUUAAAAUCGGAAUGCUAUUUCUAGAUGUGGUCUCCCAGUUACAAAGGUUAUAUUACCUUUCUAAGUGGGCACUAUUUUCUUGAGCAUUUUUAGCCUGUCUCUUCUCAGGGCCAACAUUUGCAGCUAUUCCUUGUCUAUCUGGGAAGCGCCAGGGUGCUCUCACCAUGUACCAGGCAGACCAAUACCCUGCAGGUGCACUUGGACCGGUUACUUUCCUUUGGAAACCCAGAGAUGGGAUUGAUAGUACUUCCGAAAACAGACAACUGUGGAUAUGGACCCACCCUGUCUUUAAGCAGGUACAAGCUGUUUCUUUUCUUUUUAAAAAACAUUUAUAAUUAGUGUAGUAAAAAAAUUAAAAGGUAAGGGUAAAGGGACCCCUGACCAUUAGGUCCAGUUGUGACCGAUUCUGGGGUUGUGGCGCUCAUCUCGCUUUAUUGGCUGAGGGAGCCGGCGUACAGCUUCCGGGUCAUGUGGCCAGCAUGACUAAGCCGCUUUUGGCGAACCAGAGCAGCACACGGAAACGCUGUUUACCUUCCUGCCGGAACGGUACCUAUUUAUCUGCUUGUACUUUGACAUGCUUUCAAACUGCUAGGUUGGCAAGAGCAGGGACCGAGCAACAGGAGCUCACCUUGUUGCGGGGAUUCGAACCACCGACCUUCUGAUCGGCAAGUCCUAGGCUCUGUGGUUUAACCCACAGCGCCACCCGCGUCCCAACAUUAAAAAAAUACCUGUAUUAAAAAGCUAACCUGUUGUGAAGGGGAAGUAGGCCUGAAGUGGAAGCCUUUCAUAUGGUUGAUUCCCACCAAAAAAGAGGUUGGAAAGGUCAUGUGGGUGAAGGGAGUGUCUGAACCUUCCCUUUAACACAGGUAAAAGAUCAGGGGAAGCUGUCUUUAUACCAGGCCAGCCUGUUUGUUCAACUAGCCCAAGGGCAGACGCUCUCUCCAUGAACUCGAGCAAAGGCCUUCCACCCAGCCUACCUGAAGCUUUUAGCCACAGAUGCCAGGGCUUGAGCCUGAGGCCUUUUGCACAAGCUGUACAAGCUGAGCUACGAACCCAAACAUUUGGCCUGAGCAUCUGCUUCUUCUUACGCAAUACUGGCGAAACUAGAUUUGUAGAAAGUGCUUUCUAAAAAGAGUCUUACAUAAAUCGUUUGUAGGGUCAUUGAGAUCUUUUAAAAUACAGUGGUACCUCGGGUUACAUACGCUUCAGGUUACAGACUCCGCUAACCCAGAAAUAGUGCUUCAGGUUAAGAACUUUGCUUCAGGAUGAGAACAGAAAUUGUGCUCCGGCAGCAGGAGGCCCCAUUAGCUAAACUGGUGCUUCAUGUUAAGAACAGUUUCAGGUUAAGUACGGACCUCCGGAACGAAUUAAGUACUUAACCCAAGGUACCACUGUAUAAAAAGCCCCUUUAUUCUUUUGACAGCAGGAUAUGCUACUGAGUGGACUUAAGCUCCAUCUCGAGGGCUGGCAACCUAAGAAUGUGGUGCUAAAAAGUCCAUCUGCUGGCCCUCUCUUUCAGCUGCUUAUUUCUAAGGACGCCGCUGUUAAUCUUUCGCCUGAAAUCUGCAUAAAAGAUGGUGGCCUUCACAUUUGACGAGCCCUUUUCCCUGCUUCCCAUUAGGAGAUCUUGGCUGAGUUGAAAGCAGCCUUCCGGUGUUCUGAGCCCAUGGAAGUCUGUAACCCUGAACCAGCUGCAAUAUCACCUCACGAAGAAAGCCAGUCAGUUAUUGCUGAGGAAGUUGGCCAGAAAAGGAAGAGGAAAGACAAUGGAGGCAAAAUGGCUGUCCCAGUGAAAAAAAUUAUUGGCGAUGGGACCAGAGAUCUCCACCAGUCCUAUUGCUGGACAUCACAAACUACUGGAGUUGUGAUAAGGUACUUGUUUGGGUACUCUUAACACAUUUCUCAUUUAUAGUCUAGUCAAGUUGCCUCAUUAUACAAAGGGAUGAAGAAGAACUUUGGUAAACAAAUUGGCCUAAUCACCUGAACUAGGGCCCCAUUUUCAAAACAGUGUCAUACCACUUUAAACAGCCUCUUUAAACAGAAAGAAUCAUGGGAACUGUAGUUUCUUAAAGGUACUGUGAAUUGUUAUAAAACCCCCAUUCCCGUCAAAGAGCUACAAUUUAGUGUAGCUUAACAGCCAACCCCUCUUCCAAAGAACUCUAGGAAUUGUAGCUCUGUGAGGGAAAUGGGAGUCUCCUAACAAUUCUCAGCACCCUUGACAAACUACAGUUCCCAGGAUUCUUUGUGGGAAAGCCAUGAGAUUCUACAGUUUUAAUUAGGCACUGAAAUAAUAAUGGUUGAGAUUAUUAAAAAACAACAACAGAUGAAUGCAAAAUGUGAUAGAACGGAUGUAUGAAUCAACACAUGUGAAGUGGGCACAAACGGGAAGUGGAUUAAUUUAUCACUCCUGACUUCAUGUUUUGACAUGUACCUUUUGUCUCUUCCAGCGACCUAACAAUGGAGAUUCUCAGAUAUCGGUUAAUUGGUCCCCUCUCAAACUGCGUCCUUACAGAGGCACUCAAAGCUGCUUGUGUCCAUACUGUAAGCUAAUCAGCAAUUUUCAUGCUUGCUUUUGUCAUGUGCUCAAGAUCACAUUGCUGUUAUUGCAUUGCUGUGUAGUCAACUGCUAGAAUCUAGUACAGUGUUGUUGGUUCUACAUGUUUGUACUACAUUAACAUAUGAUUCCCAACUCCUCUAGAAAAGUUUGGGACAUCUUGUGUUAGUCAUACCACUGACGUAGUGUCCUGAACCUCCAUAUUAUAAAAUAAUACAGGAUAAUGCCUAGAGCUGUAUAAUGGAUAGAGCUGUAUAGUAAGCCCUCCUUUUGAAACUGUAGUAGAUCACAGGCUUUGCUUGCAAAAGAUCCCAGGUUCCAUUCCUGGCAUCUCCUGAGGAAAACUUUUGGGUAGCCCCUGCCACUUAGAAUAGACUGGUGGUAACCAACAUGGUGGACUUCAUCUCCCAUCAGCCCAACCAGCAUAGCCAGUGGUCAGGGAUGAUGGGAGUUGUAGUUAACAGCAUCUUGAGGGCACCAUGUUGGAUACUCUGGUGUAGACAGUACUGAGCUAGGUGAACCAGGGGCCUGGCUGAGUGUCAGGCUGCUUCCUGUGUUCCAACUGCAAAAGAAAUUCUGUGGCAAUCUUGUGUGCAUGGUGGUAGAAGAAGCAGAAGUUUGUGGCUCUCUUUGGUAUGAGCAGGAAGACCAAUUGACUUGGUUACGCCAGGAUGCUGGAUCAUUGCUCCUGCCUAUUCUCAUAUUAUGCACUGGUGCAAAUUCCCUUGCUCAGUAUUCAAAACCACUCUAAAACACCUGAGUGUUUUGGAUGUAUUUGAGUUGUACAUUACCAUACUUUGGUAGCAAUCAUCACCAAGCCUUUGACCACUUCUUGGAGGUCUUGGCAGUUGUAUCAUAACCAGCUUUCAUGUAGAAGUUGGUUCUCUAGGAGACAGUUACGCAUAUGUCCAUUGGCAGCCCUUGAGGUAAAAGGGGAGGAACUGAGCUUUGUGGCAGCGAAUUACAUAUUUCCCCCUCUUACCUUACAUGUUGUGGCUGGUUAUCUAGGAAGUGGAGCCUACAGAUUCCGAAAUCAACAGCUGGUGGAUAGAUAAUUGCAGAGAUCCUGAUCUGGUGUCUCUUCAUCGCCGUCAAGAAGCCAUCUUUGAAUUGUUGCAAGGUAGCAUUCUAGUAGUGCCUUCUGUUUACAUGCUUUAUAUACUUGCUGGUGUACAUUUGAAAUAUCAAAAUGUAAUACUUGUCGGUAAAACGUUUAUGUUUAAAGGUGCAUCCAUUUUAUGUGUUUAAAGGGUUAAGUUCAUCAGACGUUCCAUCAGGUACUGUACUGGGUUUGACUGUGGGGGAUCCUCGAGUGAAUUUGCCUAAAAAGAGAGUGAAAGCCAAGCCAAAUCCUGAAAGAUAUCAAGGUAAAGUAUCUCAUCUAAUAUGUGACUGUAAAGAGUACAUCAAUCAACUUUUAUGUCAAGUUAAGUUAAUGUGUCUUUAUUAAGUAUUAGCAGAGAGUGCCCAGGGCUGCCUGGGAAUUUUUAGAAACCCAAACCUAUUGUGAUUUAAAAAUGGAUAGUGUAGUGAGUCUGGACUCAUCAUGGUAACAAUUGGGCGGAGUCAUGCCAAAGUCACAUUUUAGUCCACCAUCUUGAUUCAAAAUGGCUGACACCCAAACAUUGAUAAAGACCACUUCCCCCACCUUGGGAACCUUUGUAGUGAGUUUGUCAGUAGAAUCUCAAGAGGUAGCCAAACCUAUAGAGAACAUACAGGCAAACAGGCAAACCAUUUUCUAAAACAUAUAGUAUAUUCCAGGAAGCGUUGCUCUUAUCUCAUGGCUUUUUAGGGUUCCUUUAAACAUACCAAAUAGAUGCACACAUCCUAUAUUAAUGCUAUGUAGAGAAUAACGGCAGGUAUGAGGAAGGGACUUGGCACCAAACUGGUCUUGUGCUCAAUGGAAGCCUCUGUUAAAUGGUACAGAUGAUCCAGGUUCGAAUCCUGGCGAGGCCAACAGGUGCUUUACCUCAAGAUGCAACACUUCAUUUCUACGUGCUCGUAUUGCCUACAAACAUACACUUCAGAAAAAGUGUGAAAGAGUUCUCCACAUAUAACAACGGAAUGUUUGGCUUACCACGCUAAUUUAGCCUUAGAAAUAUUUUUCUGUAGUGAGAGUAAGAAUCAGAAGUUCCACAAUUCAGUCCCGCUGUACUUAUUUGCCAAUUAAUUCCACGGCACUGGAUUCAUUAUUUCACUUUUCACCAUUUUUUUGCACACAAACAAUUAUUUUUCAGUAAUGGGGCAGGUUUGGGGCAAAAAGAAUCCCUCUGAACACACAUUUCUUUUACCUGUCUACAUUUGGCAUCUGCUUCACUUAGGCUUAUCUACAUCUCUCCCUUUUAAUAUGGAUUUAACCGCUACAGACAACUCGCCCAUCAAACCAAACAGUAUAUUCUGACUUGAAGCCACUCUCCAUUUUGUUAUGCAGGGUGUAUCUCUUAGUCCUGAGAUCCUUCAAUCGAAGAUGCCAGGGAUCAAUGCUUGGAUUUUUUCUAUUUGCAAAGGAUGUGCCAUGAUGUUGAGUUGUGGCUUCUGCUCCUGGACCAGACCAUAAGAAAAUCUUAAAACUUUGGUUCUUUUCUUCUAUAUUAUAAGGUCCUUCUUCACUUGCCAGGGCAACAUUGUUUGGUGUUUCCUAAUAAAGUGCUUUUCAGACAUAAAUAUGCACUCAGGUAGCCAUGGUUUGAUACUUCCGAUUGCUUUGGUGUAGAUUCACAAAUGUGUCUAGAUCUUCUGCAUAUAUAUAUAUAUAGCUAGCCCUGUGAGAAACUUUGGGUUGUGCAAGGCAGCGAGGGACACGCCAGCCCUUCCAAGCCUCUCACUAUAUAUGUUUGUAAAUUUAAUAACCCUUUCUGUUUUGAGGCAUUCUGCAGGCAGUGCAUGCCCAUAAGCAGUGCAUGCAAGCUAAGGCUGAUGGCUGAAGAAGAAAGGGUAGCAAGAGAAGAUCUUAAAUGGAUGUAUGUGGGGAACCAGCAAUGGGAGCCUGGAUGGCUGAAGACUCGUGUUUGCAAACAGGCAGAGGGGAAGAUGCCACCUAAGAAAGAAAUCUUAAGGAAAGCUGGUGCUUCUUUUGGAUAGUGCUCCACAGCUCUUCCCCUCCAUUAGCUUAGGGUUGUGUCCAACAAUGUCCUGCUGAACAUGAGAGCCCACAAAAAGUAAUGUUGGCCAACAACUUGGAUGGCCUAAAAAGAGGAUUAGAGGAUUCAUGGAGGAAAAGGCUAUCAGUGGCUAUUGACCACUCAGAUUAUGUUCUCUUUAUGUUGCUGGGGAGAACGCUGUUCUGCUCAGGUCCUGUUUUCAGGUUUCCAUAGGCAUGUGGUUGUCCACUGGCAACAGGAUGCUGGCCAUGAUCCAGCAGGGCUCUUAUAUUGUUACUCAGAGAAGGACCAUUGAAAUUAGAGGGAUGAGUUAGCCAUGUCCCUUAAUUUCAAUUGGUCUCCUCUUGAGUACAACUGGCAUUGGAUACAACCCAUAGUCAUGGAGAAAACAUUGAUUUGGUUUUCUGUAUCUUCCUUACUCACUAUAAUUAUUUAGUAGUUCAUUCUCUUACUUGGCAUGCAUGCUUUUCACAUUCUUAGGGAGGCAUUCUAUUCAUUAAGGUUCUGCAAUCUCCCUUAAAAUACGUGGUGGAGUAGGAUUUCUUCAGGUAUAGUUAUUUGAAGAUUAAUUGCACCGUGUGUUUUGGUUAAAGUGUUCCAAAUAUCACACAUGAAGUUGGCUACUUUAGGCAGGGUAUACUGAUUUGCAAAGCAUGUCAUUACAGUCUAAAGUUUUCUUUUGCUGAAAUAGCUAAUACAGUGGAACCUCGGUUGCCAAAUGGAAGUUGAACACUUUGGCUUCUGAACGCCAACAACCUGGAAGUGAAUGUUUCCAUUUACAAAUGCAUCUUGGAAGUCGAAUGGCUUCCAAGGCACAUUUCUCUAUUUUUUCAAUGGAUUUUGCCAACCAGCAAUUGCGCCUCGAUUGUCGAACAUUUCAGAAGUCCAACGGUCUUCUGGAAUGGAUUGCGUUUGACAACCGAGGUUCCACUGUACUAAAAAUAAGAAGGGUGACAAUGGGCUACAGGCAUAUCAACCUUUCAACAGAACCAUUCUCUUAAACACAUGCAUCUUUUGGCACCACAAUUUCCCCACCCUUCACCCAAAACCUAAUGCCAACUAUGAGUGCACACUGAUCCUGUCACACAGUUCUUGAAGAUCUGUAGAUAGGAGUGAAGGGAUGUUUAAAUAUUCUCUGAGAAAGUGGUGCUUGACUCUGCAGUGAGAAAAUAGUGCAUCAGGCUUGGAUCUCAAUAUGCUCAGGCAGCAAAAGGAGAGCAGUUCCAGAACGUAAAGUUCAAGGGGAACUCCGAAAUCAUCACCUUCACAUCAGCCUUUAAAGCAGGGAUGGGGAGCCUGUGGCCCUCCAGAUGUUGUUGCUGCUCCCAUCAGUCCAAGCUAACGUGGCCAGGGGUUAGGGAUGAUGGUAGGCUAGAAUCCAUCAAUAUCUGGAGGACCACAAGUUCCCCACCCAUGCUUUGCAGUGAUUCUCAACCUGUGGGUCCCCAGAUGUUGUUGGACUACAACUCCCAUCAUCCCUGAGCUCUGGCCUUGCUAGCUAGGGGUGGUGGGAGUUGUAGUUCAACAACAUCUGGGGACCCACAGGCUGAGAAAGGCUGUUUUAAAGUGAGACCGUGUCUUCUAAAAUGUUGAUCCCUCACUUUAGACCUCAGUAAAAUUAGGACUAUUGCCUACAGCUCCACAAACUCCUAGAAGGCUUUGACUUCUGUUAGAGUAGAACUCAAAGUUCAUUUCUCUCUGCGCUGUUAAAUGUGUGUUUGCUCUUUGUACAAAAUACCCCUUUAAAUGAAGUAGCCAGGGUUGCUAUGCUCCUAAGAUAAAACAUUCAGCUAGUUUCUCGUGGAAUAUGAACUGAAAUUAUUAAGGUUAGAAGCUUUAAUGAUCUUUUCACAACUUGCUGUUCUGCAUUCCCCUUUGUAUGCUCUUAACCUUUCAGUGACAACAGGUCCCUCUUUUUUCCUUUACUUUAGAGGAUGAAAAAGUCAAGCAGCUGAUCUUGGAAGGGGUGCCAGCAGAGUGUUCACAGAGCUUUCUUUGGGACCAGAACGUCCGCAAGAACGUCACAGAAAAUAAAAUGCCAGAACAGGUAACCUUUACAUCAGAAAUAACAAUGAAGCAGUUGGAUAUAAAUGUCAGCCGCUCAGUGCAUUUCUGUUAAGCCCAAUUACUUUGAGACUUGAAAUGUCUGUCUCAAAAUCCUGCCCAUUUCUUUCCAGCUGGUGAAGUGUACCAGAGUAGGCUUGGUUUACUAAUUUGAAAAUGUUACCUCACCAUCUACUUUGCAUCUCUAGUUUGCACUUACAUAGGGCAAUAUCCAGCUAAACCAUUCUGCUAGUGCAAGGACUUACAGCUGACAAAAUGGACCUUCCCCUCUCCCUCUGUGUCUGCUCUGGAGUGUUGGAGGGGGGAGCCCCCACCACAGACUUAGGGGGCACAUGGGGAGAGGAGAGGGAGGGGAAGUUUUGUUGCACAGCCAGUCUUUGUUCUUGCAGAAGUGUUUAGUUGGAUACCGCCUACAGACAAUCUACUGAGUACAUUUUAUAUCCUGCCUUUCUUCCAUCAGGAUCUCAAAGAAGUAUAUGUGAGGUUCCUAGGCGAUCUCCCAUCAAGAUGCAGACCAGAUCUAGACAGGCUUGGUUUCAGCAAGGUGUCUGGAUCCUGUGUCCCGAGAUCUGUAAACAUGGAAAUGGCAUCAUAGCAGACACAGUUUUGUUUGAUAUAGAUGGGCGACAUGUCAGUCUCUAUCUCUCCUUUCAACAGUGAUUUAUAAAGAAUUACUAAACUACAGAGCCAUUGACAGAAAGAAAUUCAGAUCAGGCUGUAAGCUGCCAUAUUCCUCUACUAACACACAGGAAAUGUACUGCAUUAAAGAAUAAUUGUUGUGUUCCAGGAAUAGCUUUCAGUGAAGCUUUUACUUAUGGCUUAUUAAGUUGUUUUAAGGUAAAGAUAAGUUUAAGUGCUUACAAUGCAGAAUAAGAAUAUUUUCUUCUUCUUCUGGUACCUCUUUUUUCUUUUUUAAGCAAACCUUUGUGUGCUUUGUCCCCUCUCAUCCCAGGACUUGAAUCAUCUGAGAAGUAAACUCUUGGUGCCUGGAUCACAUCUUGACUUAGGCCCCCGAGAAUCCAAGAUUCCUAUACUCCUGGUUCAGCAGCCUGGAAAAAUGGCUGGAGAAGAUCGACUAGGAUGGGGAAGUGGCUGGGAUAUUUGCUUGCCCAAAGGUUGGGGCAUGGCUUUUUGGCUACCUUUUGUAAGUUAUGUUUCAGAUUGAAAAACCGUGGGUAAUGAACUAUAAUUGCUGACUAACAUACCUUUGCUCUUCAGGAUGAUUAAAACAUUUUUAAAAAUGCACACACCCUGACAGCUCAUGAUGAAAUUAACUCCAUGUUUUCUACAAAGUAUCCCAUGGUGGUUUUAUGGUUUUAUAUUGUUCCUUCCAUUCUAUUGGAGAAACAGAGCCCCAAAGGCAAUGCAAGCUGAGCAUCCACACGAGAUUCACUUUUCCUAAACACCAGCCUUAGGUGUUCAAAAGGAGGAUUCAUUGCAGGCAAAUCUGUUGCCAUGUUUUCAGGCAAUCCAGAAAAGCAGCGGUAACUUUAGUUUACGGACCUUUCCUCUUGUUCUUGCAUUCUCUUAACUGUCAAUGGUAUAAAUGGUUGCAGAAGGAGUUUUUAUAUCACACUGCCGUCCCUAUGCCUAGAUCCUAAGGCUACAAAAUGCAAAUCAAAAGUUGCAACUGCUGUGGAUUAUUUAAAAAAGAUCCUCUUCAUAAUGAAAUCAAAAGUAGAUUAUUUGGACUGAGCUGGGCAGUUUCUAAGAACCUUGUCAGUAUUAGCUUUUCUUACAAUUUGAAGCUUCCAAGCCUGCGGAAUGGCAUCUGCACUGAGAUACAAUAGGCGCCUGAUAUCUGUAUCUUCUGAAAAACAAUGAAGAAGUUUUUGUUCCAGCAAACCUUCCCACCUCGAUGAAAAGGUCCUUCCUUAGGUGUUCAUUUUGUUUUGUUUCUAAGUCUACCUUCAGUUGUUGUUUGUACUUUUUAACUGCUUUUAUGGCCUGUCUCUAAAUCUCCUUGAGGCUUACCUAAAAGGCAAUUCAUAACUGAUAAAUAAAUGAAAGUCAAUCUUACACAUUUGUUUUGUAGCUGUAUCGAGGUGCACGUGUUGGGGGAUUGCAGGAGGCUCUGAAACAUUCUCUGUAUAAGAGGACACCACAUAUCCCGCACGAUUACCCAGACUCUCCUGCUGCCAUGCAGUUUGCCAAAACAUUGGAGAGAAAUCUUCUUGAAAAGUUUAAGAGGUAGGUAUCUGAGAUGCACCUGGGAGCUUCCCCCCUUACCUCAGCCAGUACAUGUGGUAUAUAUUCAGAUUAAAUCUUCAGAAAAAUUACCUUUCCAAAGGCAAUGGGAACAUGACAUUUUAGGUCACAACUCAGUAUGGCAAAAGAUGUGAAAGCAUUUUCCUCCAGCCAAUAAUUUAGGGAAAGGAUUUCUUUUAAUCUAGCCAAGGUUAAAAAAAAAGAAAAGAAAAAGAAUUUAUCCUUUUUACCAAUGUAAUUUUUGGCAAUUAGGCAGUAUAUAAAUACCGUAUUUUUCGCUCUAUAACACGCACCUGACCAUAACACGCACAUAGUUUUUAGAGGAGGAAAACAAGGAAAAAAAAUAUUCUAAACGAAACAGUGGAUGUGUGAUUUUUGUGGUUCAUGCUGUGGCCACAGACAUGUAAUCUGACAGUGAGUUUGGGGUAGCCCAAUGCAAAAAUCCUGAGGAUCCAUGUGGAUCCAUGCUUUGUAACCAUGUUUUUGCACCACUGCGGCCCCAGGCAACAGUGGGUGCAUGAUUUUUUUGGUGCAAGCUGUAGCCAUGGACAUGCUAUGUGAUCUGAUGGUGAAUUUGGGGUGACCCAGUGCAAAAAUCCUGAGGAUCCAUGUGGAUCUGUGCUUUGUAACCACGUUUUAAGUGGGGAGGGAAGGAAAAGCACUCAAGGGACAAGGAACACGCGUGGGGUGGGUGGAGAAGGAUGCUGUUAAUAAUGCAGAAGAGGGGUAUAAGAGGAGAAGGCUCCUCUCCUCUCCUGCUUUGCUCCUUUAAAGGCUCUGCUUCUCUCCCUCCCCCCCGGCUCGCUGAAAAACUUUGCUGCUAUUAAGCCAGCUGAGUGGGGAGGAGAGAGGGACAGAGAGCCUGCUUGCGAAAAACUUUGCUGCUAUUUAACGAGCUGUUCUCUCCCUCCUUCCCGGCUCGCUGAAAAAAACAGCUCCGGACUCGUGUAAGCGGCUCCUCUCCUCUCCCGCUUUGCUCCUUUAAAGCAAGCAGGCUCUCUGUCCCUCUCUCCUCCCCACUCAGCGGCUCUUCUCCCGCUUUGCUGUUUCAAAGCGAGCCACGAAGGAGGGAAGGAAGGGGAACCAUGGAUCCUCUGCUCACGACUGCAGCAGAUCCCCCCACCAUCCGUAGGCAUUCGCUCCAUAACACGCACAGACAUUUCCCCUUACUUUCUAGGAGGAAAAAAGUGAGUGUUAUGGUGCAAAAAAUACGGUAUAUUAAUAACAAUAAUUUUGCAUUUCCCUCUAUGUUUGGCUGCUUCUAAAUGAGAAGUUUUUUUCUUUAUCGUAGGCGUCCUCCUGCAAAAAGAGCCAAUUAUGUUAAGCAUGGGACCUUGGCACCAUUCCUCUGUCCCUGGGAUAAGCUGAACAGAGAUUGGGAGGCCAGAAACAGAGCUUUUGCAAAACAUGUACCCACAUCAGACCAGGAGUCUUGUGCAACUGAGGAACAGGCUUCUUGUGGCCCCAGUUCUGGAGCACAUGCGGCUGAAUCACCUGUGGCUGUCAGUUCAGAACAUCAAAUGGAGAUGAGCUCCCCAGACAUGCAGGUGGAAGAAGAGAGAAAAAUGAUGGGUCUAUGCAAGAGAGAUGAAGCUGAAUCAGGUUGGACCUUCUGUGUUCUAAGGUAUGCACACCAAAUCAAUUCCCGCAUUGACCAUAGUGGGAAAUCAACUUGCAACUCAUGUGAAUCCAUACAUAGGGAUUUUGAGUGUGCAAGCUGUUGCCAUGGAACAAGACUUAGAUCCUUGAGUACUUCAUCUUCUGAGGCUUACCCUGGUCAGAUGUGACAAGCUUUAGAAGCUGUUCUGCUUAUGAGCUGUCUUACAAACUUGUGAAUUGCUUAUUACCUGCGUACACAAAUGUCCUCUGCACUUUGGAGCUUUUAAAGGCUUGUUUCAAGUGAGUGUGGUCAGUUAGCACCUGAUUAUUUCAACAGGCUGAAGCCAGAACUGUAGCAAUUAGCUCUUAAAUAGGAGUCUCUUGCCCUGCAGAUGCCCAUGCUUAUAUUUUCUGAGUGGCGUAGGAGUGCAAGAGUCCUAUAUUCAAAAUCCAACUCUGCUCCAAAACGUACUGGGUGACCUUGGGUCACUAUCUCUUGGCCUACUUUGCAGGGUGAAAGUUAAGCUAAAAGGUGGACUGGAGCACAUUGUAUGCCACUCCUGUGCUCCUUGAAGGAAGGGCAUGAUAAACAUGUAAUAAAUGCAGUAUUUAAACUCUGAACAAAGUUGUGCAGUCUCAGUAAGCUCUUCAUCAUCCACAGAGAGAGAGAGAGACAAAUCGCAUCUUUACAGAUACUGUACUUUUUCAUAGCAAAACAUCCUAUAUACUUACAGUGAGUUCAUUCUGAAGGUAUGGAUCCUUAUGUGGUAUGGAUCCAUAUGCCAAAGGGAAGGCAGAAGUAUAAUAAUAAUAAUAAUAAUAAUUAAUAAUAAACUAUAUAAACAGCCCAUUGAGACUUGAGCAACCUCAGUGACCACAUACAGUUGACUAACUACAGGAAAACAAGGAAGGGGAAGGGGAACAUUGUUCCCUGGCAAAGGGUGGGAAAUUCUGUGCGGGAGCAUUCCAUACUGCAACAUUAUGUUGCAGGGCCCACUUGUUCUGUACUGAACUGCAUGAAAACAUAACUACUUGUUGUAUCUUUUUCAAUAGGAGCAGAAAUUUAUUAAGGCAGGUAUCGGUCUGGUGCCAGCCAACACCUGGGAGAAAUCGGAGGCUACAGCGCCUUGUUGCCAGGCCAGAUCAGAAGGAUCUGACUGAAGAUGCCCUCCUGCCUAUCCUUCAACGUUAUCCCAGGUCACUGGUGUGGGUCAGCUUGUCCCUUCUCAAAAAAGGUAGCCCAGAGUUACACGCAAUGAUUUGCAUUCCAACAAAAGGAGAUUUAUUGCAGCUCAGCAAAGACCAAGACUACUGUGGUCCUCGGGAACCUAAGCACAGCGACAGAUUUAAGAGCAAGAUGUCGAAACGAAAGGGAAGGAAGAAGAGGCAAGACGUCGGGAAGGCCACAGAAAGCAGUGCCUUGAAUACAACGAAGGCCACACCAACGGAACAUGAAGAUCUGGUUCUGGGCUUAUGGCCGAACCCUUUGCCAGAUCUUGCAGCACACUGUUCCAGAGUGCUCUUGGGAUUUGUCACUCAAGGGGACUUCUCCUUGGCCUCUGGCUGUGGUGAAGCGUUAGGGUUUGUUAGUCUGACAGGGUUGCUGCAAAUGUUGUUGGGUCAGCCAGCGGACAAGAAAGGGCUUGUGGUGUUAAGAAACCCAGCGUCCCUACAAUACAGAUUUGCUAGGCUUACGGUUGAAGUCUAA